Molecule: messenger RNA, 1986 nt
Organism: Dictyostelium discoideum AX4
Lineage: Eukaryota; Evosea; Eumycetozoa; Dictyosteliales; Dictyosteliaceae
Gene: wdr23
Product: WD40 repeat-containing protein
Exons: 4
Coding region: 1-1986 (661 amino acids)
Source: RefSeq, a predicted model, not a curated record
AUGGAGGAUACAGAUACAAGUGGAAUUGAUGAUGAUGAAGAAUAUGAAGAUCUUGUCGAUGAUAAUAAUUUUGAAGAUGAUGAUGACGAUGAUAUAAAUGAUGAUGAAAUACAAGUUAAUACAAGUGACUCGGAUGAUUAUCAUGACAUUAUUGAUACAUCAAUAACUCAUAUGGAAGAUGAAAAUGAUAGUGACGAUGAUGACAAUGAAAAUCAAGAACCCCUUCAAAAUAUUUCAAGCAGGGAUUUAGGUUCCAUAAUUAACCAACUACUUCAUCAACGUAACUACUUACAUAGAAAUGACGAUGAUAAUGAAGAUGAAGAUCAAGACAAUAGAGACUACGAUAAUCAAGAAGAGGAAGAAGAUGAAGAAGAUGACGAAGAAGAAGAAGAAGAAGAAGAUGAGGAAGAUGAUGAAGAGGAAGAUGAUGACGUAAAUGGAUAUAGUAGGACAUUUAACCUUUUAAAUCCAAUUUUUUUGAACCUAUUAGGUCAAAAUGUACUUCUAAGACCAAGGGAUAAUAAUAAUAAUAAUAAUAAUAGUAAUAGAAAUAAUAAUAAUAAUAAUAACAAUAACAGUAACGACAAUGAUACAAAUCAAGUUAAAGACCCUAUUCAAGGUCAAACAAUAAAUUUACAACUUCAAAUAAGAUUAAGGGAUCAAAAAACAAAAUUAAAUAGAUUCCUAUUAAAUAGAGAAUUAUCAGAUAAAAAUAAUGAAAAUAUUAGAAUAUCACAACAUUAUUUACCAAUGAAUAGAGCAGAAACAGUUAUUUCAAUGCCAUCAAGAAUAUUUUGUUGUAAAAUUACAUCUGAUGGUAAGAGAUUAAUGACAGCAAGUCAAGAUAAAAUGAUUAGAAUUUUUAAUACAUCCAAUUUUGAACAAAUAAAAGAAAUACAGGCAAUCGAUAUUAAUUGGUCAAUCAUUGAUACUGAUUAUAGUCCCGAUCAAAAUUGGUUAAUUUAUUCAUCAUGGAGUCAUUACAUUCAAUUGUGUAGAGUGAAUUUCAAUGAAAAUAAUCAAUAUGAUACUGAUUUCUCAAGAAGAAAAGCAACCAAUUCCUCAACAACCAUUAGAGGUGGUAUUAAACCAACUUUUGAAGAUUAUAAUGAAAGUUUAUUUUUAGACCCAAAUAAUUUUGACAGAUUUUGUGUAUUUGGAUUAAAAUUCUCACCAAAUAAUAAAGAGAUAUUAUGUGGUUGUUCGAAUGGUGAAAUAAUUAUAUAUGAUUUAGAAGGUAGACAGGUGGUUAACCAUUUUAGAGGCCAUGGAAGGGAUGUAAAUAGUGUUUGUUAUUUAGAUCAUACUGGUAAUAUAUUUGUGACUGGAAGUGAUGAUUCAUUGAUAAGAGUUUGGGAUAAACGUUCAUUAGAUAAAAGUGGUAGUGGUAGUGGUAGUGGUGAUAGUAAUAAACCAGUUGGUACAUUCACUGGUCAUUAUCAAGGUUUAACUCAUGUUUGUUCAAAAGAUGAUGGUACUUAUGUUUUAAGUAAUAGUAAAGAUCAAACUGCAAAAUUAUGGGAUAUUAGAAAAAUGUCAAAUCCAACUAGUAAACCACCAAGUGGUGGUGUAAAUUGGGAUUAUCGUUAUUAUUCCUAUCCAUCAGAUUAUGUUAUGCCAAAUCCACUACGUAAUGGUUCAAAUUCAAAAGAUGUCUCUUUAAUGAGCUACCGUGGUCAUCAAGUGGUUCAAACUUUAAUUCGUUGUUAUUUCUCUCCAAUUGAAACAACAGCUCAAAAAUAUAUUUAUUCAGGUUCUUUCAAUGGUAUGAUCUAUAUCUAUGAUGUUUUAACUGGUAAAUUGGUUAAAACUUUAACAGAUAUUCCUCAAAAUAAUUCUCAAAAUAAUCCUCAAAGAUUACAUUUAAUUCGUGAUUUAGCUUGGUCUCCAAAUUCUUUAAAUUUAAUUUCUGGAAAUUGGGAUGGAAGAGUUACAAGUUGGAGUAAUUUUUAUGAUCAUAGAUAUAAAGAUGAUGAUUGGGAGUAA